AAAGCAGCUUUCUCUUUGCAAAGCUUUUCCUUCCUGCGCGGUCGAAGCCGAUCCGACGCUGUCUCCUCCUCCACCUGCUGGCGAGCGAAAGCGGGGCGUGGCUUAAUCCGCAUCCCUGUCCAACCCGAACGCCGCUUUCCUUCUCGUCGCGUGCUCCACCCUCUCCGACCGGAGUGGGAACUUGUCAGCCCGAUGGCUCCGGGCUCCUCCUGCCUCCCAGCAACCCGCAUCCUAAGAGCUGCUGCGACUUAACAAUCAACGCCGGAUACAGGGGAAAGGGGAGGAAGAAGGGCUGGGACAGCGGAGCGAGGAAACCUCACAUAUAUCCCUUCUUUGCGCUGAUUUCCAGAUCGCGUUGAAGCGGAGGCGGAGGGAACGGGCGCAGCUUGACACGCGCGCGCCACCCGCAGACCCUGAGCCGGACCAGAAGGAGAACCUUGGCGUCUCCCGGCAGCUCUUCGGCCGAUCUCCGGCGUCCCUUGGCUUCGUUGCAGAGAUUUUCGUUUUCCUCCCUUACUGGUUGUUGUUGUUUUUCCCCCACUCCACUUCCGAAACCAUCCAUCUCUUUCAUUUGAUUUAUUGAUUUUCCUCCUCCUCCUCCUCCCCCCAUGAAAAUGGCUCUGAAAUACGUCAAGAGUCGGAAAGGCAGGGAUCAGCUGCUUCACGAAGGGUACCUGUAUCGGAAGGAGCGAGAGAGCAAGAGCAAGAUGGUCUGGAAAUGCGCCGACUACCACAAGUCCCGUUGCCCCGGGAGGGUCCACACGCACCACGGCAAGCUGGUCCACUCCUUGCCACACGAUCACCCUCCUCCUGCCAAGACAGCCGGCACGGAUGCCGAGAUGCGUGGCACGAAGGAAAGGCCCUCCUCUAGCCAAGAGCCCGUCCGCAAAGGGUCCGUGCCAGGCUGCCAGGCGUCGGCAGGGGUGCCCGCUUCCCGCAAGCCACGCACCCAGAACGAUCCAAAGCUCACCAUCCAGCUCUUGAGGGCGCGUCUGAACGCAGCACGCCAAGUCGUGUCGGACUUGCAGCAGGGAUCUUCUUCUGUAGUUGAGACAGUUCCUGUAGAUCCGUCUUUGCCAGCUUCUCUGGACUUGCCUGAGCGCUCAGGUGCAUUUGAGAACGCAAGAUCCAAGGCUGCCCCUGCUCUGGGCAACGGAACAAAUGCAUCCCAUUUGUUUGCAACCCGGUCCAGUCGGGAAGCCGCUCGCCAGAGGUUCCGCUUGGGCCCUGUCCCCCCUGCAGAAGCCCCCCAGGAGAUUCUGUCCUGGCUGAGCGAGGCAGCUGAGCGAUGGCUGUGUCCUCAGCAGCACAGCAAGGACCAGAUUGUGGACAUGGUCGUCCUGGAACAGUUCCUGAACGUGCUUCCGGGCAACUUGCAGGCGUGUGUGAGAGCCAGGGAGCCAGGCAGCAGCAAGGAUGCUCUUCAGCUGGUCGAGAGCUAUUUGAGGGAAGAGGAGCCAGCUGACGCUGUUCAGGACCUGGUAACCUUUGAAGAUGUAUCUGUGCGUUUCACGGAGGAAGAAUGGGCUCUGCUGGGCCACAAAGAGAAAACCCUUUACUGGAAUGUCAUGCAGGAGAAUUACGAUAACGUGGCCUGGAUGAGUGAGGGGACCGAUAGCAAAAGCAGAGAAGAGGAUCCUUGGCUGGAAGUGCGCGAAUCGGUGGCGAUGGGAAAAUCCAAGAAGGCUAUUUUGCAGAGUCCUGAACAAGACUUGCUAAGGCAGAGCUGCCUGGAGAGGCAGCAAAAAACCAACUCAGGAAGAGAAAGAGAAAAGGAUGUUCUCUGUUGGAAGAGUUUGCAAAAACUAGACAGUGACAUGGUUCACCUAGAGAUGGAGACAUGUGCUGAUUGUGAGGACUGGGGCGAAUCCUUAUCAGCAUUAAUCAAUACUCAAGAAAGUCCCAGCAAGGAAAGUUCUGAGUCUAUGACUCAAUCUGGGAAGUCACAUGAAUUAUCUGAGAAGAAAAUCCUCCAGAAUCUUCAGGGAAACUUAAUCAAAGAGGACCAGAGCAGUUUGCUGGGGCAACAGGCAAGCCAAGAGAGAUCUAGUCUUCUUAGAAACAGCUUGAGGGACCCACUUCAUCUUGACUCUAGGCCAUGUACUGAUUCUGCAGAACUGGAGGAAUCACUAAGACUUGGCAGCAAUCAGAAAAUCCACAGCAGGGAAGAUCCUGACUGUGUGGCACUGGAAAUGUCUGUGGAAGAGAUUUCUCAGACUUCUGCCAAGCAAGACCUGCAGUCCAAGCCUAUGCAGCUUUGCUCAAACCUGAUUCUUGCCGAAGUGAACGAGACAGCAUACUCACAGCACAAACUUGCACAUGUUUGCUCAGAAGUAAGUACCACUGAGGCCAGUGGGGCUCACUCCCAGGGAAGUGGGUGUAGGAUUUCAGAUUCAAUCAGCGAGGAUCAGAACGUUCUGGAGAGCCAUCGCGCCAGCAUCUCAGGAAAUGAUGACGGACAGGAGAAAUGCCUUCUCUAUGGAAAUGGUCUGAGAGAUCUGUCCAAAGACAUGCUUCAGCUAGAUGCUGAACCAGGACCAGAGAACCAGAAUAUCCGCACUGGUUGUGGGGGUCAAGAUCAGUGCUCAAAGCACAUUGUUAGCGGGGAAAUGGCUCAGAGGAAAGACCUAUAUAAAAGUCACAAGUCCAAUAGGCAGUUCACCCAAAAUUCAGGUCCUGCUGGCCACACUAGCCGUUCCGAUUCAGAGCAAGUUGCUGCCGACGCCGUGGAGAUAAAGUCUGCAGUCUCCCGCUUGCACAACUCAGUCACUGCCAUCCACAGCGCCCUCGGGAGUCUCUCUGGGUGUUCGGACGAGGCUGAGCUCAGGAUUUCCGACUUGGAGGACACCUCCCGAAAUACAAAGGCCCAGCUUGUGAAGCAGUGUAACGAUAUUAAAGCUAUCGAGGCCAAACUGAUUGGGAAAGCCAUCCAGACCAAUGUCAUUGCAGGGUUGUGGUCGUCGCUGAGGGGUCAGAGAGAGGCAGCCUCCCUUCAUCAGCCCCCUAACUAA
Podarcis raffonei (Aeolian wall lizard) is the source of this 3011-nucleotide messenger RNA. Its product is annotated as zinc finger protein 568-like. The record is from RefSeq and is a predicted model, not a curated record. Bases 609 to 3011 code for a protein of 800 amino acids. Gene Ontology annotation, biological process: regulation of DNA-templated transcription. NCBI's taxonomy places the organism in Eukaryota, Metazoa, Chordata, Lepidosauria, Squamata, Lacertidae. The transcript has 4 exons.